GGCGAGUUACCGGGUACCAAAACCCCGCUAUAUAAACCCCACAGUUGCAUCGUCGCCGGUUCGCGGUGCAGUUUUCCCCCUGCCCUCCCUAAAAAUCCUUCUGUUUCGUCUCUCUCCGUUGGAUCUCCGGCGAUUUAUCCCUAUUUUACCCUCCCUCUCCUAUCGUAUUUACAUACAAAACCCCCCCUAAAAAUCUCCGGCAAUUUCUGUAACUAAUUUCGGCGCUUAUCGUUAAUUAUUAUAGUUGAGCGGAUAGGGGGAGAGGGAACAGAAAGCGAAUUGCUAUUUGGUCGUGAGAGGAGAAUGGCUCAGAUUCAAGUGCAGCAUCAGAGUCCGGCGAUGGGAGCCAACGGAUUGGCAGCGCCGAGUGCCGGCGGCGUGGCAGCCGCCGCCGCCACUGCCGCGGUUGUUGCUCCCGGUGGCGUGGUCGGCAACCAGUUCCUGUCGACUUCGCUUUACGUUGGUGACCUGGACGCGAACGUGUCGGACUCGCAGCUCUACGAUCUGUUCAACCAGGUCGGACAGGUUGUGUCUGUCAGGGUUUGUCGCGACAUGAGCUCUCGCCGUUCCCUCGGCUAUGGAUAUGUCAACUAUACCAACCCUCAGGAUGCUGCAAGGGCAAUGGAGAUGUUGAACUUCACUUCUAUGAAUAAUAAGUCUAUUAGGAUCAUGUAUUCUCAUCGUGAUCCUAGUCUUCGUAAGAGUGGAACUGCUAAUAUAUUUAUUAAGAAUUUGGACAAAUCAAUUGACAACAAAGCCUUACAUGACACUUUUUCUAGUUUUGGCAACAUUCUUUCAUGCAAAAUAGCUACUGAUUCUAAUGGGCAGUCUAAAGGCUAUGGUUUUGUACAAUUUGUCAAUGAAGACUCGGCUCAAAAUGCUAUUGACAAGUUAAAUGGAAUGCUCAUGAAUGACAAGCAAGUAUACGUUGGACAUUUUCUUCGUAAACAAGAAAGAGAGCCUGCAAUAAGCAAGAUAAAAUUCAACAAUGUUUAUGUGAAGAACCUAUCAGAAUCCACCACAGAUGAUGAUCUGAAGAAAGUUUUUGGCGAGUUUGGGAUUAUUACUAGUGCAGUAGUUAUGAGAGAUGCUGAUGGAAAGUCAAAAUGUUUUGGGUUUGUUAAUUUUGAGAGUGCAGAUGAUGCUGCUAAGGCUGUUGAUGCGUUAAAUGGGAAGAAAUUUGAUGAUAAAGAGUGGUAUGUUGGGAAAGCUCAAAAAAAAUCUGAAAGGGAACAAGAACUAAAAAGUAAGUUUGAGCAGGUUGUAAAGGAAACAGUGGAUAAAUACCAAGGAUUAAAUUUGUAUGUAAAAAAUUUGGAUGAUAGUAUUGAUGAUGACAAGCUUAAGGAGCUGUUCGCAGAGUUUGGUACCAUUAAAUCAUGCAAGGUUAUGCGUGAUCCAAGUGGAAUUAGCAGAGGGUCAGGUUUUGUUGCCUUCUCAACUUCAGAAGAAGCCUCUAGAGCUCUUAAUGACAUGAAUUCAAAAAUGGUAGUUAGCAAACCACUCUAUGUUGCACUUGCUCAACGGAAAGAGGAGAGGCGAGCGAAGUUGCAGGCACAGUUUUCUCAGAUGCGACCAGUUGCAAUGGCACCCUCUCUUGGUCCUCGUAUGCCUAUGUAUCCUCCUGGAGCACCAGGUAUUGGGCAGCAGCUCUUUUAUGGGUCAGCUCCACCUGCCAUAAUUCCUCCCCAGGCUGGAUUUGGCUACCAACAACAGCUUGUUCCUGGAAUGCGUCCCGGGGGAGGUCCUAUGCCAAAUUUCUUCGUGCCUUUAGUCCAGCAGGGUCAACAAGCCCAACGUCAAGGUGGCAGGCGUGGAGCGGGACCUGGCCAACAAGCUCAGCAGCCUAUGCCUUUGAUGCAACAGCAGAUGCUUCCAAGGGGUAGGAUGUACCGGUUUCCACCUGGCCGCAAUGUGCCAGAGGUUCCUGUGCCUGGUGUGGGUGGAGGUAUGCUUUCUGUUCCAUAUGAUAUGGGUGGAAUCCUUCCUCGAGAUGCUGCUACUAUGGGACAGCCUGUGCCAAUUACAGCACUUGCUAGUGCCCUUGCUAACGCACCACCCGAACAACAGAGGACUAUGUUAGGUGAAAAUCUGUACCCGCUUGUCGAUCAGUUGGAGCAUGAGCACGCUGCCAAAGUAACUGGCAUGCUGCUCGAGAUGGACCAGACGGAGGUUUUGCAUCUACUCGAAUCACCAGAGGCUUUGAAGUCCAAAGUUGCAGAGGCUAUGGAUGUUUUGAGAAACGUUCAGCAGCAGGCAAGCAGCCCUGCUGAUCAACUCGCCUCUCUUUCCCUCAACGAAAACCUUGUUUCUUGAGUCCAGGCAGGAGGCCAGCGGUCCAAGUCCAAGGAUGUCCGAUGUUUAGAUUAUGGCAGGAGGCAGCGGUCCAAGGAUGUCUGAUGUUUAGAUUAUCUUAUCGCCUUCCUUCCUUUUUAGUUCAGCUGGUAGUUUAUUAGUAGUUUUGAGUAUUAUUAUGGGAUAAUAUUUCUUAGGUUUUCGAAUGAGAUUUGAUAUCCUCUAUCGCAUUAGGUAUUUUUUGAUUUCAUUAAUGCUCUUAUCUAUGACAUGAAGAGAGUGAGUUUAUUUAGAUCAAAAUAUAUUCUUAUGUUAUGCCU
Molecule: messenger RNA, 2615 nt
Organism: Ipomoea nil (Japanese morning glory)
Lineage: Eukaryota; Viridiplantae; Streptophyta; Magnoliopsida; Solanales; Convolvulaceae
Product: polyadenylate-binding protein 2-like
Exons: 9
Coding region: 304-2316 (670 amino acids)
Cellular component (GO): ribonucleoprotein complex
Molecular function (GO): RNA binding
Source: RefSeq, a predicted model, not a curated record